This is a messenger RNA of Drosophila gunungcola (fruit fly), 1189 nucleotides long. RefSeq names its product cathepsin D. Gene Ontology annotation, cellular component: lysosome. The record is from RefSeq and is a predicted model, not a curated record. Bases 2 to 1135 code for a protein of 377 amino acids. NCBI's taxonomy places the organism in Eukaryota, Metazoa, Arthropoda, Insecta, Diptera, Drosophilidae. The transcript has a single exon. Gene Ontology annotation, molecular function: aspartic-type endopeptidase activity. Gene Ontology annotation, biological process: proteolysis; cell death.
GAUGCUUCGCACUUGGUUUGCUUUACUCGCGGUUUUGGAAAUAAUCUUUGUCAGUGGAAGCAUGUUGAAAGUACCGCUUUAUGUCAGGAAAAAGUUUAAUGGAAGUGAGCGGUUCUUUGCCAGAAAUUUAACUAAAGAAAUUGAGACACUAAACCUGGCGCUGCAGACCCACCAAAACCUAGAAUAUUAUGGGACGAUUUCCAUGGGAACCCCAAGGCAAAAUUUUAGUGUGAUCUUCGACACGGGGUCCUCGAAUACUUGGUUGCCGUCUAGUAAUUGCCCGAAAAGUAAUUCAGCUUGCCAGAAUCACAAGCAGUACGACUCCUCUCGAUCAAGUAGCUAUAUUCCGGAUGGUCGAAACUUCACCCUGCGAUAUGGAUCUGGCAAAGUGGUUGGCUACCUAUCGAAGGACACUCUGCAACUUGCUGGAGCUAAUCUACCCGGCAUUAUCUUUGGAGAAAGCCUAUUCCUGCAACACUUCGCCUUUGACUCAGUGAGAUUUGAUGGACUGGUGGGCUUGGGUCUGGGAGUUUUAGCCUGGGCCAACACGACACCUUUUUUGCCACUAUUAUGUGCUAAACGAUUGGUUGAAGAGUGCAUAUUUUCGGUUCACCUUCGCCAACACUCGGGUAAUUUUCUAGGAGGGGAGUUACUCUUCGGUGGCUUUGACAAAUCAAAAUUUGAAGGAAUACUUCAUUACGUGCCGAUCAGCCGAUCGAAUACUUGGAGUCUGGAAAUAACCAAUACCAUCGUAGGAAAAACACAAAUUGGUGGUAGGAUCAAUGCCAUUUUGGACACGGGUACCUCGCUGGUCCUGUUACCCCAAGGAACCUACGAUAAUCUGCUAAAGGCCCUAUCAGCUAAGCUAGAAAACGGCUAUAACGUGCUUACCUGUAAGAAAGAAUCCUUACCUGAUAUUAAUAUUGCCAUCGGAGGCAAGGUAUUUCCCCUAACAUCCAACGAAUAUCUGAUUGAGAUAACAUUUCGUCAUAAAAAGAUAUGUGUGCUGGCCAUUGCUCCCAUUAAAAUGAGUUUUUGGGUGCUGGGCGAUGUCUUCUUGAGGCGAUACUAUACGGUUUAUGAUGCCACAGACAAGCGGAUUGGAUUGGCCAAGGCGGUACGAAGUGCUGGAUAAAAUAAUACACAGGUCUGAUGAAAGUAAUUUAAGCCUAUUUUUCUGUAAGCAUAU